Alosa sapidissima (American shad) is the source of this 993-nucleotide messenger RNA. It is a transcript of the gene emc4, whose product is annotated as ER membrane protein complex subunit 4. The record is from RefSeq and is a predicted model, not a curated record. Bases 197 to 763 code for a protein of 188 amino acids. Gene Ontology annotation, biological process: protein folding in endoplasmic reticulum. The transcript has 6 exons. NCBI's taxonomy places the organism in Eukaryota, Metazoa, Chordata, Actinopteri, Clupeiformes, Clupeidae. Gene Ontology annotation, cellular component: EMC complex.
AAGCAGAGGAAGUGCUGUCCUACGUCAUCACUCUGCGUCAAAGGGAAAAGGACAGUCGCACUGUAGUGGGUUCCUCUACGAUAUUUACACAUACAAUAAGUGUGUUCUCAGCUGUCGGUGAACACUAACUUUCUCAAGCCACAUCUGUUGAAUAAAGUCUAGUAGGUUCCCUUGACUGGCUGAGUGAGUGAAGGUCAUGUCAUCUCCAGGUGGACAGGGCGGAGGGGCGUUGUCUACGAGAGGUGGAGCUGGGGCCCGGAGGAUGAAAUGGGCUCUAGAGCUUAGCCUCGGCAACAUGCGGAGUCGUGACCGGCAGGGUGGCCAGGGGGAUGCCAUGUACCCCAUUGGCUACUCCGACAAGCCCGUUCCUGACACCAGUGUCCAGGAGACAGACCGCAACUUAGUGGAAAAGAGGUGCUGGGAUGUGGCCCUGGGCCCACUGAAGCAGAUCCCCAUGAACCUGUUCAUCAUGUACAUGUCUGGGAACACCAUCUCCAUCUUCCCCAUCAUGAUGGUGUGCAUGAUGGCCUGGAGGCCCAUCCAAGCCCUCAUGGCCAUCUCUGCCACCUUUAAGCUGCUGGAGAGCUCUAGUCAGCAGUGGUUGCAAGGUCUGGUGUAUCUCGUAGGAAACCUGCUGGGUGCUGCAUUGGCCAUCUAUAAGUGUCAGUCAAUGGGGCUCCUGCCGACACACUCGUCUGAUUGGUUGGCCUUCAUAGAACCGCCCCAGCGGAUGGAGAUUAUGGGUGGAGGAAUGGUGUUGUGAUGAUGAAAGAAGACACAUCUACAUGCUUAACAUAACUUACACACACACACACUCUCUUUCCUACAGCAGAUCCUGAGCCUACUGUAAUAAUUAUGCUAUUUUUUUUUUUUUUUUUGUCUUUUGCAUCUUAACCUGCAUUAAUUUAUAUUUUUGUUGUAUUUACUUUCUGGCCUGUUUUUUUCUCUGAUGACACAUGUAAUAAAGGCAACAUAUUGUGCUGUUUUCAGAAA